Molecule: messenger RNA, 585 nt
Organism: Aspergillus piperis CBS 112811
Lineage: Eukaryota; Fungi; Ascomycota; Eurotiomycetes; Eurotiales; Aspergillaceae
Exons: 1
Coding region: 305-487 (60 amino acids)
Source: RefSeq, a predicted model, not a curated record
CGGAUUUAUAUCAGUUUGUGGGAUAGUACGACUGUUGUCAACAAGCGACUAUUGUGUGUGUGCGAAAUCCUAGGUGAAAGAGGCCGACCAAGCUGGCCUACUAACCAUCGAACGUAUCGGCAAUCCGGAAGGAAGAGAUGUAUCAGGCUGGGAGGAUCAGCAUAGGGACGGCGCAUUCGCUACACAUUCCACUAAGGAGCUGACAGUUGUAAACAGAACCCGGACGGAUGCGACUCUAAGCUCCCCCGCACGUUCUCGAGUCAGGCCGGGAGUUUCAUCUUGGACACUACUCCAGCUUAGCUUCAUGGCUAGAUAUGAGACACAAGCUAUCACCCGAACAGAAGGUAGAGAUGUAGAAACUAGAAAGAUGGACCUAGCGUUGGUCCGGCCUCUGUUUGAUCGCCCUGAGCUGCCUAUCUCGUAUCCCCGACAGAUAGCAGUACAGGCCGAGGCCGAGUGCGGCACAGACUCAUACCGUAAGAGAUAGAUGUUGCCCAGGUGGUCCUGGCAGUGACGGAUGGCGGAAGUUGGAACAGUGCUGGACUUUUCUAGAUGGUUUCAGGCCUGACGAUCAAACCCAGGCCC